This is a messenger RNA of Telopea speciosissima, 1484 nucleotides long. RefSeq names its product beta-glucuronosyltransferase GlcAT14A. The coding region runs from base 123 to 1319 and encodes 398 amino acids. Gene Ontology annotation, cellular component: membrane. The transcript has 4 exons. NCBI's taxonomy places the organism in Eukaryota, Viridiplantae, Streptophyta, Magnoliopsida, Proteales, Proteaceae. The record is from RefSeq and is a predicted model, not a curated record. Gene Ontology annotation, molecular function: glucuronosyltransferase activity.
CAUCUGCACUCUUCCCUCUGCUUUAAUUCCCACUUCACAGCUUACCCUCCAUCAUAAAAGUUAACUACCACCAACCGCCUUUCUUCUUCUUCCAAACAGAUGGUCUCUGCAACUUGUCUUCAAUGGGCAUCAAAGAACUAAUGAUCUCCUUCCUGGUAACAUUACUCCUCUUCACCCUUCUCUUCAUCCCCACAAUACUAACCAGACCUGCCACCGGAUUCCGGCCAGUAACCACAGUUCAUCUACCUAAAUCCCAAAAUUCAUACCCUGUAACCUUUGCUUACCUGAUCUCUGCAUCAAAGGGAGACCUUCCAAAGCUAAAACGUGCUCUGCAAGCACUGUACCACCCGGGGAAUUACUACCUCCUCCACAUGGACCACGAUGCGACGGCGACAGAGCAUCUGGAGCUAACCCAAUUCGUCUCCAGCAACCCAGUUUUUGCCCAGAUGGGUAAUGUUUGGGUGGUGCAGAAAUCGAAUUUGGUGACCUACAGAGGACCCACUAUGCUUGCCACCACUCUCCAUGCCAUGGCCAUGCUUCUGAGGACCUGCAACUGGGAUUGGUUUAUUAAUCUCAGUGCCUCUGACUAUCCCUUAAUCACUCAAGAUGAUCUGAUCCAUGCCUUCUCUGACCUACCUAAAGAUCUCAAUUUCAUACAGCACAGCAGCCAUUUGGGUUGGAAAAUGAAUAAGAGAGGAAAACCUAUCAUCAUUGACCCUGGUCUCUAUAGCCACAACAAAUCAGAGAUCUGGUGGGUUAUAAAACAGAGGGCUCUCCCAACUGCUUUCAAGCUAUAUACAGGUUCUGCUUGGACUGUUUUAUCUAGAUCCUUCGCUGAAUACUGUGUAGUGGGUUGGGAGAACCUACCAAGGACUCUCCUUCUAUAUUACACAAAUUUUGUUUCAUCUCCAGAGGGAUAUUUCCAGACAGUAAUUUGCAAUUCUGAGGAUUACAGGAACACAACAGUGAACCAUGAUCUUCAUUACAUUAAAUGGGAUACACCACCAAAGCAGCAUCCAAGGUCCCUUGGACUGAAAGAUUACAGAAGAAUGAUUCUUAGCAAUGCCGCAUUUUCGAGGAAGUUCAAGCCAGAUGACCCUGUGCUUGACAAGAUCGAUCGAGAGCUUCUCAGGCGACUCCAUGGGCAAUUUACAUUUGGGGGUUGGUGUUCAGAAAAAAUGGGGAGAUACUAUACAUGUUCAGGUUUGAAGAGCAAGAGAUUCGGUGUUCUAAAGCCUGGACCAGGUUCCAAAAGAUUGAAAGCUUUGCUAACUAAGAUGCUUUCGGUGAGAAAUUUCAGGAGAAGGCAAUGUAGAUGAAAUUUUUAUGAAAUUUAAUAGAAGAUUAAAAGGAUGGCUUUCUUAUAAAUAAAUCUGACAAAUUUUUUGAAGUGAUUGGAGUGAAUAAAAUUGAAUUGGCUUUAUGAGAGCAUAUUUUUCUUCUCUCAUUCUUGGAAAUGAUGAAUUUUAUCUUAAUUCAAUUGA